CUUCGCAAUGGAUACGAUACUUGCCAUUUUUAUUCUUAUAUCUAUACCAAUAUUCUCUUGUCUGUCAUUGAUUGCAACAGGUCAAGUCUAACGUCUCCAAACACCACCAUGGUAACCAGUGUUACCAGCACAGUCGUCACGGACAGCUGUGAACCGAUGAAUACCAUCCUCGCUAUCAACCAUACAAGCGCCGCUGAACCAGAGCACAACGUGCCCAGCGCCUCCAGAGAAAGCCCUAAAGGGGCAGCAGUCGGUGAGCGGACCGAUGGGCACGAAGAGAUAGAAAUCCCGGCAGCCACCCCGAAAACGUCCAUCCGAUUCUUUGCCAUCAUCGCGGCACUCGCCUUGUCCGGAUUACUGACUUCGUUGGAGGCCACCAUCACAUCCACUGCCCUGCCCACAAUUACUGCGGACCUGGGCGGCGCCGAUCUGUAUGUCUGGGUGGUCAAUGGAUACUAUUUAACCCAGACUGCAUUUCAACCACUGUUUGGACAAAUCGCCGAUAUUUAUGGUCGUCGAUGGCCGAUGAUCAUCAGCGCCGUGAUGUUUACCCUCGGCAGUGGUCUCUCAGGGGGUGCGAGCAACAUCAACAUGUUGAUCGCCGGCCGACUAAUCCAGGGGAUCGGGGCAGGUGGCAUCAACGUACUUAUUGAGAUCAUCGUCUGCGAUCUGCUCCCCCUGCGCGAAAGAGGCCGAUACCUAGGUCUCAUGUUCGGUCUCAUCGCCAUCGGGACGACCCUGGGGCCGCUCUUCGGGGGCCUAAUUGUGCAAUACUCGACAUGGCGCUGGGUGUUUUACCUGAAUGUCCCUAUCGGUGGAGCCGCCAUGGUGAUUCUGUACCUCUUUCUCCGCGUCAAGUCCGACCACACUCCCGACUACUGGAUGCGACUGAAACGCAUCGACUGGAUCGGAAAUACUGUCUUCGUACUCGCCAUGGUCUCCGUCCUCAUCGCCCUCUCCUGGGGCGGCAGCCAAUAUCCAUGGUCCUCCUUCCGUAUCAUCGUGCCGCUAGUGAUGGGCUUCGUCGGCUUCGGGCUCUUCCUGCUCUACGAGGCCUCCCCAUACUGCAUCAACCCAACCAUGCCCCUCCACCUCUUCGCCAACCGCACGUCCGGCACAGCCUUCGGCCUAACCUUCCUACACAGUCUCUCCGCCAUCUCCGUUAUGUACUUCCUCCCGGUCUACUUCCAAGCCGUGCUCGCCGCAAGCCCCAGCCGAUCCGGUGUGGACCUGCUCCCAACCAUCCUAUUUAUGAUCCCCGCGGCCAUUACCGCUGGCGGCUUGCUCUCCAAACUGGGUCGAUACCGGCCGAUCCAACACGUGGGAUUCGCGCUGAUGAUCAUCGGCUUCGGGCUCCUAACACUACUCCAUGCCGAUGCCACGACCGGUCAAUGGGUGGGCUAUCAAGUGCUCAGUGCGCUGGGGACAGGGCUGGCCCUCCCCCUCCUCCUUCCCGCCGUGCAAGCCUCUCUCACAGAAUCAGAUACGGCCCUCUCCACCUCGACCUGGUCUUUCACGCGAAGCUUCGGCCUGAUCUGGGGCGCAACGAUCCCUACCGCGGCGUUCAACAAUCGGGUCAACACCCUGCUGGGCCGGGUGACAGACUCAGCAAUUGCGGCGCAGCUGGCAGAUGGGAAGGCGUACGAACAGGCGACUAAACGCUUCAUGGAUUCUAUCACAGAUCCUGUGAUCCGGGCCCAGGUGGUAUCGGUAUAUGUCGAUGCUAUCCGGACAGUAUGGUAUGUGUCGAUGGCGUUCGCGGGGUUGGCAUUUCUGUUGGUCUUUGUCGAAAAUGAAAUCCCGCUGCGGAAGGAAUUGGAGACUAAGUUUAGUAUUGAGGAGAAGGAUGGGGAGAAAUCGGCCUCCUGAGGAUAUUUUGGGAGAGUGUUAGAAGGCUCUACACCAUAUCCUUAAUAAUCCAUGGCUCAAUGCCAUCGUCCGAGUGCGGUUAUUAUCUCACUAGUCGCUCCCCCCCGGAUUGUACUGCUACAGUCUAAAUGCGAAAACGUUUCCCCC
Molecule: messenger RNA, 2016 nt
Organism: Aspergillus sclerotioniger CBS 115572
Lineage: Eukaryota; Fungi; Ascomycota; Eurotiomycetes; Eurotiales; Aspergillaceae
Product: MDR family MFS transporter
Exons: 1
Coding region: 109-1869 (586 amino acids)
Biological process (GO): transmembrane transport
Molecular function (GO): transmembrane transporter activity
Source: RefSeq, a predicted model, not a curated record